Molecule: messenger RNA, 3632 nt
Organism: Oreochromis niloticus (Nile tilapia)
Lineage: Eukaryota; Metazoa; Chordata; Actinopteri; Cichliformes; Cichlidae
Gene: mgrn1b
Product: mahogunin, ring finger 1b
Exons: 17
Coding region: 306-1883 (525 amino acids)
Biological process (GO): endosome to lysosome transport; negative regulation of G protein-coupled receptor signaling pathway; protein ubiquitination
Cellular component (GO): cytoplasm; plasma membrane; nucleus
Molecular function (GO): ubiquitin protein ligase activity
Source: RefSeq, a predicted model, not a curated record
UCCCUACACGCAGAGCGAACGCUCCGGAACGCUCGGCGACAGCCAAUCAGCGUGUCUCCCUGCUUUGUUAGCUCUCCUCUGGCGAAACAACAGCUCGUUUCGAUUUGUUUUCCUUUUCGCCGCGUAGCCAUCAAAAAACAGAGCGAGUAAAAUGUUAGAAUAAAUAAAGCGUGUAUUUGUGUUUGGUGUUAUUAUCGUUUUGGUGUUAGUCUAGACUGAAGGCAGAGGAAGUUGGAACUGCCGACGCAUCGUUCGCUGCUAGCUAACUGGAGCUAAUAUCGAGCGACCCAACAGAGAAAGCAGAGAUGGGGUCCAUCCUGAGUCGUAGAAUCGCUGGUGUUGAAGACAUCGAUAUUCAAGCCAACUCGGCUUACCGAUUUCCACCGAAAUCUGGGAAUUAUUUUGCCAGCCACUUUUUCAUGGGAGGAGAAAAAUUCGACACGCCACAUCCAGAGGGAUACCUUUUUGGGGAAAACAUGGACCUGAAUUUUCUUGGAAAUAGGCCAGUGCAGUUUCCAUAUGUAACACCUGCACCCCAUGAGCCUGUGAAAACCCUGAGGAGUCUGGUGAACAUCAGGAAGGAUUCGUUGCGUUUGGUCAGGUAUAAAGAUGACUCUGACACACUGGCGGAGGACGGCGGGAAACCAAAGGUCCAGUAUGGUGUGGAGUUCACUUUUGAUGCUGAUGCUCGAGUGGCUAUCACCCUCUACUGCCAGGCAUUUGAGGAGUUCUCCAAUGGCAUGGCAGUGUACAGCCCAAAGGAUCCGUCGAUGGCCUCUGAAACUGUGCAUUACAAGCGGGGGGUGAGCCAGCAAUUCUCCAUGCCGUCUUUUAAAAUAGAUUUCAGCGAAUGGAAAGAAGAAGAUUUGAAUUUUGACCUUGACCGAGGAGUGUUUCCCAUGGUGAUCCAAGCUGUGGUUGAUGAAGGGGACGAUUGCCUUGGACAUGCUCAUGUGCUUUUGGCAGCAUUUGAAAGACAUGUUGAUGGGAGUUUCUCAGUGAAACCUCUGAAGCAGAAGCAAAUUGUGGACCGUGUAAGCUACCUCUUGCAGGAGAUUUAUGGAAUCGAGAACAAAAACAACCAAGAAACUAAGCCAUCUGAUGAUGAGAACAGUGACAACAGCAACGAGUGUGUCGUCUGUUUGUCUGACCUGCGAGACACGCUUAUCCUGCCCUGCAGACACCUUUGUCUCUGCAACUCCUGUGCGGACACUCUGCGGUACCAGGCCAACAACUGCCCCAUCUGCAGGCUGCCCUUCAGAGCCUUGCUUCAGAUCAGAGCUGUGAGGAAAAAGCCUGGAGCUCUUUCUCCUGUGUCCUUUAGUCCAGUUCUGGCUCAGACUAUGGACCAUGAUGAGCACUCAGGCACAGACUCAGUUCCUCCUGGCUUCGAGCCCAUCUCACUGUUAGAGGCCCUGAAUGGUUUGCGCUCGGUGUCUCCUGCCAUCCCAUCAGCCCCCCUCUAUGAUGACAUCAACUUCUCAGGGGGUCUGGGAGGGGACAACAGACAGUUAAGCUCUCCAGAGCAUUUAAGCGAUGGAAGUCUGCAGAAAGGCAAAGUCAGCAAGUCACCUGACAGCACCCUGAGGUCUCCAUCGUCUCCAAUCCAGGAGGAGGAUGAAGAGAAGCUGUCAGAGAUGUCAGAUGCUCAGCCACACACUCUUCUGUCCAGUAGCCCCGCCCCCACAGAUGCCACAGCGACUGAGGACGUGGCAGAAUCCCUGUCUCCAGAUGACGAGGACAGGAUGCAUUCUGGAGGAGACAUUCUGCAGGACUGCAUCAGUGAACACAGCAGCUUGACCAAAACAGAGAGUGACCCACCAGGUGAUCUGUCUUUGCCAGCUCUAGGUCCUGAUUCCUGCUCUAUUGGUAUGGAGGAAUAACUGUGGGUCAUCAGAAAGCCUGAAAAGUCAGAGCACAAACUGCUCCAGCCAGCCUCUCCUGUGUCCCACGAGCAGCCUUCAUAUGGAAGAUGAACAUCUCAUCCACUAACUCCUCCCAUCUUUGCUUCAAGGAAGUUAACAAGAGUGAGGCAGGACUCUGUUUAUUCCAUCAGCAUCUCUUGACAAAACAAAAGAAAUUGGACUGUCACAAAGAUGUUUGUGAUGGCUUGUUCUGUGACUGAAGUUUAAAAAAAAAAAAAAAAAAGAUCACCUCCCCCCAGCUUUUUAUUAACUCUCGAAUGGUGUUCAGUCGUCGAGUUGUUGUUUAGUACUGUUUAUUCCUGAGAAAUUUCACUACCUGUCAUGGUGGUGCUUUUAAGCACACUUACUUUAAAUUAACGCUGUAUCAAAGUUUUUGACACUAAAUUCUGAAGAAUUCAUAAAUAAGGAUUGUGUUUGGAAAUCAGUGAAACACUUUAAUGACUUGACACCUUAAUCGUUUUAUUCCUGUCAGGCUGAUUUAUGGGCUAAAGUUUGUAUUACUUGUGUAUCCGUGUAGCCAUUUGAGGUGAUUUUGCUCCCCCAACAAAAUCAGUUAUAAUUCAUUCCUCACAACAAAAGUAUAUAAUGACAUAUGUCUUAAGCUGUCUUCUGUCUAAAACAUCAACACAUGGUUUUAUCAUUUCAAACUAUAUAUCUGUGUAUUACAACUAGAGUCCUGUGUAGUUGCCUUUAAAAUUGUACAUUUUUAUAUAUAUAUAUAUAUUAUAUAAUAUAUAAAAAAAUAUAAAUAAAGGAACUACAUUCAGUUAACAUGCACAAUAUUUAAGACUUUGAUAAUCAAAAAGAGCUACAGAUUUACAUCCUAACAGCUGAACUCAAAGAUAGCUAAAGCCUGCUACAAGCAUAGAUGCUGCACCUACAUGUUUGCUGACUUAGUGUGGCACAGUAAGGGUGCUCGUGAUAUAUGUUGCAAAUUUCUACAGUCCCUUUUUUUUUUUUUUUUUUUUCUGUGGCAAUGCCAGUGUCUGCUUCUGUGAUGUAGCUGCAAAAAAGGGGUCACGUGUUUGUGUGGCUGCAGCGACUGUACUUACCUUGGUUGUGUACGUGUAGCACACCGCAUAUAGAUCUAUGUGCCUUGAAUUAAUAUGGCUGCCUGCUUGUUGCAAUGGACAUUAGUGUUCUUAAAAAUGCCACAGUAUACAACAGUUUCAGCCCGUAGACAGGAUUUUUUUUGAUGCUGAUGUACAGAGCCUUUUUUUUCUAUCGCAAACUUCAUGCUACUGGAAAAACGUAUCUUGUUAUCGAGCAAUAUUCAAUUGAACUGUUCAUUUACUAUGUUAUUGCCAUGUGUUGAUUAUGCAUUCAAUAUUAGUGUUUAGGUUCAAGUGGGUUCUCCUCGUAACAUUUGUGUUUUUGAAAGGAAGGCAUCCGAUGUAAUAGAUGCAAAGGUAAAUGCAUCUUAAUAAUUGGGCUUGCAUUUGCAUGUGAAUUUGUAGAUGCUUAAACCUCUGACUCCUUUGAAUUCUUUCUUUUUUUUCUUUUGGUAACGUGCUUAUUUUGUCUUUACCCCCUCCUUUUCUGUGCCAUUUCAACUUGACACUGUGCCUUCCUGUUCUGACCACUAUUGACCUGGUAUCCAGGAUAACUCCACACUAGGUGGUAUUUGGCUCUCUGUAAAAUCAAUACCUGUCUCUUCCCGUGUGUGUAUAGCAGCAUGUGUAUAACAAUAAAGAGUCAUUACUUCAA